AUGUCAAACAACGAAAAUGAAAAUUUGAGGCAACAGAAUGCCAAAGUUAUUCAGUUGGGCUUUAAUAUAUCAGUGUCGGGGGAUCCUGAUACUGAUCUACAAGUUUUUCUGGAUGAUAAAAUGCAAGAAAGAACAAAUCAGUCUAGUAAAAGUGAUGAAUAUAAUUCCAAGUUAUCAGAUGAUUACAAAUUGCAAAAGUCUUUAACAUAUGAACCAAACCAAGAGACUGAAAAGCCUAACAAAACAACAAUCAAAAAAGUUAAAUCUACAGAUUCGAGCGUUUCUAAAUACAGCACUCCUUCUGAUCCAUUAUCGGCACAUGAAUCAGGUUCUAGUAUUUAUAAAAAUCCUGAUUCAUCCAGUUAUAGAGAUACAAGUCUCAUAAGUGAAAUUAAAAAUACUAUGGAACAUUUUGAAAAGUUUUCAGAUCAUAUAAAAGAAGUUCGAAAGAUAAAAAGUGAACCUUUGGCAAGCAGCACACCUUUCUCAGAUAGACUAAAUUCAAAAUCUGAGCCAAGUUUAAUUUUUCCUGAAAGAAGAAGGAGAAGGUUCACACAUUAUUAUGAUUUUAGCAGCAGCAAAGAAAUAAUAAAACCUGCGACAAAUGAUUUGUUUUUAAAACCCCUACCUGGGAAAAGUUUUUAUUGUAGAGGUAUGUCGAGAAGGUAUUACGAUUAUGAACCUUAUAAAAUUUAUGGUUCUGUCGAUAGUUUGUCUAAAUCUUGUUACCCGAAAACAUUCGACGAUUGGAAAUCGAGUUUUGAUGAUGAUAAAUAUGAGGCAUCAUAUGAAAAACCUAGUGGGAUAUUGAAAAAAUUAGAUACUGAAAGUGGUGAUAAACAAAGUACAUCAUCAGGAGACAGUGUUCAAGAUAUUAAAAUAUAUCACAAUGGUGGAAUUUUAAUUAUGCAAAAUUUUAAAGAUAAUUUCGAUGUUAUGGAUAAAAAAACUAUGAGUGAAUACAGCACAAAGUUAAUUGAAAAUUGUAAUCAGUUAAAAAAGGAAAUAACAACCUUUCCCGAGGGUUAUGAUAAAUCCAUUCCUGGAAAUUCAUCAGAAGAAAGUAAAACUUCUGGAAAAAUGGUUCAGUUUGAUUUAAUCGGAAGUAAUCAUUCGAAAAACAAAUCAGGAUAUUCACAAACUUUUACUUAUAAGGAUGAUUCACAGAAUAGAAGUGAAUCAGGAAGGGAUUCAUCAUUAAAAAAUAAUGGCUACGGACAAGAUUAUCCUUCGUUAUCGACUCAAGAAAACGAUUCGUUAGCAUCGAAUCCAUUGGGAAUGUCUCCGGGAGCGAGUAGUAAAAAAUUAGAAUGGGAUAGUGGAGCAGACGUCGGGUAUUUGAAUUUAGAUUUAUCUAAAGAAAAUUUAAGCACGAUAGAAAAAAUCGUUUUAAAGGGACUGAGCAGUGAUGGAGACAUUGAGGAGAAAAAUGUUAUUUUCGAAAAGAAAAUUAUAGAAAAUUAUUCAUCGCCGAAUGAUAAUUCUAAAAACGUUAUUUUAAAAUCUUCGAAAAUCAAUCAAGAAAAUCGAAUCAAUCAAUCUUCGAAAGAAAAUCAAUUGAAGGAAAAAAAAACAAAUUUAGUCAUAAGAAAUUUAAAUUUCGAAAAAAUGAAAAAUGAUUCGAAAAGAAAAUGUGAAAAUUUGUCGAAAACUUUAGACGAUGUGAAAAAAUCGGGUGAAAAUUCUAAAAGACUAAGUAAUUCGGCUCCAGUCGAAUCGGUUGAUAAAGGUAUCAGUGUGAAUACCUUAUUCGAUGAUGAAAACAACCACGAUUUUAAAAUCAUUCCUGAAUCAUCUUGUAUGACUCAGACAAAAGUAAGAUCAUCCAAAAUAUCUCAAAAGGUCAAGAGGUUGAAGAAUAAAAUAAAGGAUCAUCAAAGGAAUACCAGUUACGGAGUUCAUUUAAAGGAUAUUGCCAGGAUUCAAUCGCCGGGUAAACAACCCACAUCGAAAAUGGGCGUGGCAAAAAAAAAAAUUCGUCAAAAAAAUGAAUCGAAACCGGAAAUGGAAGAAUUGGAACAAAGUCGAGAGGUCGAAGAAAUAAUUGUAGAUCAAGGGUUUAAAGUACUGAAAGAAAAUUUACCCGUUUUGAAAAAAGAUGAUGGCGGAGGAGAGCCGGCGGUGACGAAAAGACCGAUUUCCGGGUCUUCGAGUUCGGGUAAUACGGUUUUACAAAACGAUGAAACUAAGUAUAAAAGUCAAGUGGUGCAAACGAACGGAUUCGAAAUGGAAUCGGUCGGCGUUCAAGCUUUUUCAUCUCGAAAAUCCACAAUUCGUAAAGAUUCGAAAUCCAUUACUCGUGCCGAAGAGGAAGAAGAAAAAAAGAAAAGGAAAGCAGAGCACUCGAACGGCGGUCACAGUUCGAAAAACAUUCAAGCUUUCGGUAUAAAUUCAUCGUUACCCAGAGAAUUGGCUCAUCCGAAGGAAAGGAUUAAUAUUAGAGAGAGUCAGAAUGAAAAAAGCACUCAAUAUUUUGGGGGGCCGAUCAAUUCUUUGCCUAAUUAUCAUUCUCCUCUACAAAUAAAACCCAUCGAAACAUGCGGUAGAGAUUUUAUACAAAAAAGGAAGAUGGGAAGUAAAAAAAUGGCAUCUCCCGAAUCGACGGAUUCGAAUGGGAAAAGGGAAAAAGACAAAAUGGUUAAAAAUGGUAAAAAAUCGAUCGUCGGGACGGAUGAUUGUAAAGAAAAUAUUAGGAGCGUCGAAAACAAGGAAAAUGUGGCAAUGGUUGAAAGAAAAGCGGAAAAUUCCACGAAGCAGAAAAAUUUGAGCGGUUCCGAACUUACAAAAACGUCACAAAUAUCAACGAAAAAUCAAAUCGGAAGCGAUUCGGAAUUUUACGUGAAAAGUAAAAAUAGAAAAAAUACGGAAACGAGUUCGACGGGAUCCGACAGGAUUCUUUCCCUGAAAUCGUUGACGAGCGAAAUACUCAAAGAACACUACUACGAUAGCAUCGAUAAAAAUCUAAUACAAGAAAAAUAUUUUCAAAGUCAACUCGUGGAAAUAGAAAAAAGAAAAGUAAUGAUAUCUAAAACCACGUCGGAUGAUGAUGAUGAUGAUGAUAAAAAAAAAAAAAAAAUAUCCGUCACCGUUGGGUGUCAGUAUAGUUUACCAUCAUCGUCAAGGGAUGAUGAUGGUGAUGGUAAAAAUAACGAAGAAGAAGGAAAAAGUCAUGACACGAGUAGCAGUUCAGAAGGGAAAACAAUAGAGAAAGAAGAUAAUAUGGCAGACAAAGAUGAUUUAAACGUUUCGAAAGGUACAAAUCGAGAAGGAGACUACGAAACGGGUCAAAGUUCCCCAGGGAGUACAACUCAGACUGCUAACAGUUGGGUACCCGUGCCGGAAGGGAAUAAUCAACACGUUACAAACGUCGUGGGUAGAACGACGAGUUUCGAGUAUCUUCCGGGACACGUUUACGAAAGGAACGGGAACGGGAUUGGGAAGAAAAUCCCGAAGGAUGGGGAAAAAAAUACAAUUCCGACAUCGGAAUUGACGUCGUCGUCGGAUGACGUAACACGAGAAGAAUCGACGGAUCGAUUGUUUGAAGAUGACGACGGAAACGGAAACGGAAACGAUGAUGAUGAUAAUAAUUCAGAAGGUAGAAAAACUUUGGUGUUAGACAAUUUGAAUGAUGACGUUUUAUGCGGCGAAUCCUCCUUUCCCCUCAAAAAUUUGGAUGAAAAUUUGACGAUGUUAAAUAUCGUCGUGACAAAAUUGAAAGAAAAAGAUGAACAAAUACAAAAAGUUGCCCAAACUCUUUUGGUUAAUAUAAACGGAAGAGAAAAAAAAAAACAAAAAAAUUGCGGAGAUGGCGUUGACGAUAUAGAAUCGAAAGAUUAUGUGGAAACGGAAAAAAUCGUCGUGAUUGGUGAAAAUGAAAGAGAAUUUAAUGAGAAGGAAAAUGAGAAAAAGAAAAUUGAAAAGGAAAGACGUGAUGAUGAUGAUGAUGAUAAUGAUGAUACGUCAGUACCGUGUUGUCAAACAGAUGAUAAAUCUUCGGGUUUUUCGACCGUCGGAAAAUAUAAAGGAGAAAAAAAAAAAUUAUCGGAAAAUAAAAAAAUAACAACAAACGAUAAAGAAAAUCAAAUCAAGUGGAUUGAAAAAGAAAUUUGUCAUUUGAAAAUAUUAAGAGAGCUUCUCGAAAAGCAAAAUAAUUCUUCUUCUUCUUCUACGGGUCGAAGAAAAAGACGUUCGAAUCUCACUCUAUUAUCAAUAAAUUCAUCAUCGAAAAACUAUGAUAAAAAUCAUUUGAACUUAUCGAAAAUGUUUCCUCCACAAUCGAAAAAUUCUUCGGCCAUGGAUAAAAAUUCGGAGUCGGUGCCGCAAGAAUACGAGUUAAUUAAAAACGAACCGAAUUUCGAAGAAAAUGUCAAAUACGGUAUGACCGUGUCUUUGAGAGGAGGAUUGAGAAAAGUCGUUUUGCUUCCCGUCAACGUUCAGGUUUCGUUAAAAGAUACGGAUAUGCGUAAGGAAUGCAUUUACAAUCGCGAAAAUCGUUGUUCUCUACACAGAAACGUCACGACGAUAAUGUCGGGUUCGGAAGCGACGGACGCGAAAUCGAAACAACCCUACUGGUACGGUAGAGAACAUCAAACGGAUGUGACGACUCAAUAUCCGAGCGUAAGAAGAAACGCGGAUAAUUAUCCAUCGACAUCCGUUCAAAUGAAUUUUCCAUCUCCGAAACAAUGCAGUUUCGAUGAACCUGAAAAAAUAUCCGUCGAAUCGAAAACGGGAAUGAAAUCCACCGUCACGGAUUUCGUAAACUUGGAUAAUUUUUCAAAGAUGAACAAUCAAUCGAGGUGGCACGAUUGCCCCUGCAAAACCCCUCCCUAUUCCACGUUUCCCAAUUUUCCCAAAAAAAAAACCGCACCGAAUUGUGGGUGUUGUUUGAUGAGCGAGGAACAAGAUGGAACGUCGAUCGACGUGAAAAAAUCUGCAAAAUUUAUAUGCAACAAUCGGUGCGAAGACAUUUCGUACAUGAAUUAUUCUAAAACGACCGACGGGAGUCACCGCGAGGAAAGAAAAACACCAAAACGGUGCACGUGUCCCGUCGUCAAAGUACACGGAAUGGAAUGUAACGUUUCGGACGUCGUCGAAAAAGGAAAAAUCCCGUCGGAAAAGGAAAGACGAAAGGAAAAUCAAAUUUGUCAAACGGAUGAAGUCGUGGAGAAAAAAGAAAACGUCGUCAACGAUUUGGAAAUAAUUAAAAAAAAACGGGAAAUCGUUUAUCCGGCGGAAGUGAAGACUGCCGUCGAAAUGAGGAAUUCGUCGGAGUACAAAUCUCCCGUUUUGGAAAAAUUUCCGCGGGAGACGAUGUUGAGCGGAAAAACGAGGUCCGAUUCAUACAAUCCGUGCGAAAAAAUAAUUCGGACGGGAUCUUACUCCCCGUGCUCGAAACAGGAACGAGACAACAAUUCUUAUGCCGACCGAAGAAAUAAAUGGGAGUCUUACGAGGAACCGGAAGUGAGAAAAAGCGAAAAAGUUUUAAAACACGAAAUCGGAGUCAACACGUCCGCGAUGGGAAAUUGUUGUCGAUGUGAAAAAAAGGAGAAAAGAUCAAGCGGAAGCGAUCAUCCGAGACAUUAUUUUUUAAAAAUAGAAGAAACGGAAAUGAUCGAUGAUAACGACUCGACGAUGGAAAGGAGAAAAUCGUUAGAGGUUAUCACGGUGACGGUGCCUGUGAAAAAAGCAGGUCACGCCAAAAUCUACGGUAAUCGUUUAAAACAAUCGUCCGGAAGUAGAUCGAGUAAGCAGACGUCAUCGAAGGCUAAUAAAUCGGACGCGUGUAAUUUUUGCGAAGAAUGUUUGGGACGAAUAUGUCGGAAAAUAACAGAAGAAUGUAAAAAUCAAAUAAUGGAAGAAAGUAAGAAAAAGAUAAAAUGUGAAAAACUCGAAAGUCGGAGUAAGAAAACGGAUUUGGACGUCGUCGAGAACGAGGACGACGACGACGACGACGACGACGAGUACGACGAUGCCACCGCCGUCGACAAAAGCGUCGAUGGAAAUUUCCAGAGAAAUUCUUGCGACGACAUUCAAGUCAUCGCUGAUGUUUAUUCUCGCGACGCUAAAAAUUCAUCCCUUAAAAGCAAUAAUCGUUUGGAUCGUUUGAAAUCGGAUUCGUAUUUUGAUGCGUCACGUGACUCAUACUACUCGCAAAAUUCAAAAAGGGAAAGUUUCGAUACGGUGCCUUGCAGGGAUUACGACGACACAUACGUGGACAAAAAAUUGACCGAGGAUUGCAUUUAUUUGGGUAAAAAUUCAAAGGAAAGCGAGAGGAGUGGGAAAAAUUUAGAAUUUUACAAUGACAAAUUGAAAAGUUGCGAUUCGUCGUCGUACCCGCAAUUCGUCGGUCACGGUUCGGAAUCAACGUUUGAAAAACCCGGUUCGAAAAUGUACGAUUGUUCCUGUUGCGAUUGCGAUUAUUAUAAUUACGACAAGAGAGAAUACAAGACGAAAUCCGAAUUGAAAAAAGAAGAAGGAGAAAAAAAGAAAAAGAAAAAAGUUCAUCAACCUUCUCUAAAGGAAUAUUUAGAGAGCAACCGUCCGGAUUUUUGCAACAGCGCAGAAAACAGACGACGGAUAAUAACGGAAAGAGCGAGAAACAGAAUAAAAAGGCACAACAACAAAAUGGAAUGUCUUAUUAAUUUAAUUAAUCAAUGCAGUAAAGUGGAUUCGUCAAACGUUCACGGUAGCGGAACGAAACGCAUAUUCACGACGUCGCAAAUGAAAGAGCAAACGAUGAAAAAGUAUCGUCACCUUCCGGAAGUGACGGGAAAAAUAGAAGACAAGAAGAAAAAGGACGAAUACAAAACGAAUAAACUCAUAGCGGACAUAUUUGCUAAAAAAUUGCAGCAGAAAGCUCUCAAAGGUCAUGUAAAUUUAUCUAAUAGCAUUUCCGUUUUAUCCACAAUAUAA
This is a messenger RNA of Pediculus humanus corporis (human body louse), 6912 nucleotides long. RefSeq lists its product as uncharacterized. The record is from RefSeq and is a predicted model, not a curated record. Bases 1 to 6912 code for a protein of 2303 amino acids. NCBI's taxonomy places the organism in Eukaryota, Metazoa, Arthropoda, Insecta, Psocodea, Pediculidae. The transcript has 13 exons.